CGCCGUUUCAUUCGUCUGACAGAAGCUAUCGUGCGUUGAACAUCUUAAAAAUUCAUACGAGCUAUAGCUUUUAACAUUACAUUUUGCAAAGCAAACAAUCAUAAGUGAAACAAAAAUGUCACAAUUACCGUUUAAAGUUGCUGAUAUCUCAUUGGCUGAAUGGGGCCGUAAGGAAAUUGUUUUGGCCGAAAAUGAGAUGCCUGGUUUGAUUGCUUGCCGCAAGAAGUACGGUCAAUCGAAACCAUUGAAGGGUGCUCGUAUUGCCGGUUGUCUGCAUAUGACGAUUCAAACCGCCGUUUUGAUCGAAACAUUGACCGAAUUGGGAGCUGAAGUUCAAUGGUCAUCAUGUAAUAUUUUUAGUACUCAAGAUCAUGCGGCUGCUGCGAUUGCUGCUACAGGCGUGCGUGUGUUUGCAUGGAAAGGAGAAACCGACGAAGAAUACCUUUGGUGUAUUGAACAAACGCUAGUUUUCCCAGAUGGUCAGCCAUUGAAUAUGAUUUUGGACGAUGGUGGUGAUCUAACCAAUUUAGUUCAUGAAAAAUAUCCACAAUAUUUACCUGGAAUUCGUGGUAUAACCGAAGAAACAACGACUGGUGUACACAAUUUAUACCGAAUCUUCAAAGACGGUCGCUUGGGUACACCAGCCAUCAAUGUGAACGAUUCAGUUACUAAGAGUAAAUUUGAUAAUUUAUACGGAUGCCGUGAAUCGCUCAUCGAUGGAAUCAAACGUGCCACUGACAUCAUGAUCGCAGGCAAGGUAUGCUGCGUAGCUGGCUACGGUGAUGUUGGAAAGGGAUGUGCUCAAGCACUCCGUGGAUUUGGUGGACGUGUUCUCAUUACAGAAAUCGAUCCGAUCAAUGCGCUUCAAGCGGCCAUGGAAGGCUAUGAAGUCACAACCAUCGAUGAAGCAUGCAAAGAAGCUUCAAUUUACGUCACGACCACCGGUUGUAAAGAUAUCAUCACAGGAGCGCACUUCCAAAGCAUGAAAGAUGAUUCGAUUGUUUGUAAUAUUGGUCAUUUUGAUUGUGAAUUGCAAGUUGCUUGGUUGGAAAAGAAUGCCAAAGAAAAGGUGAACAUUAAACCUCAAGUCGAUCGAUAUACUUUGGCCAAUGGAAAACACAUCAUUGUAUUGGCUGAAGGACGUUUGGUCAAUCUUGGCUGUGCCAUGGGUCAUCCAUCCUUUGUGAUGUCAAAUUCGUUUACAAAUCAAGUUCUUGCUCAAAUCGAAUUAUGGACCAAAAAACCCAACGAAUACCCAAUCGGUGUACAUAUGUUGCCAAAGAAAUUGGACGAAGAGGUUGCUCGUUUGCAUUUGGAAAAAUUGGGCGUAAAAUUAACGCGAUUGAGUGAUGAACAAUCUCAAUACAUUCAUGUGCCAGUUGACGGACCAUACAAGCCAGACCACUACCGUUAUUAAAUCUGAUUAUCGAAAUGAGUUUUAUUGAAUUUAAUGUUGUCAAUCAACCUGAUUAAAUGUACAUUUUCACUUGGAUUUCUAAUAAAAAAAACCAUUGCAUUUUCUUUUCACAAUA
This is a messenger RNA of Contarinia nasturtii (swede midge), 1532 nucleotides long. It is a transcript of the gene Ahcy, whose product is annotated as adenosylhomocysteinase. Gene Ontology annotation, molecular function: adenosylhomocysteinase activity. Lineage: Eukaryota; Metazoa; Arthropoda; Insecta; Diptera; Cecidomyiidae. Gene Ontology annotation, biological process: L-methionine cycle. Gene Ontology annotation, cellular component: cytosol. The transcript is spliced from 4 exons. Bases 116 to 1417 code for a protein of 433 amino acids. The record is from RefSeq and is a predicted model, not a curated record.